This is a messenger RNA of Gadus macrocephalus (Pacific cod), 3824 nucleotides long. It is a transcript of the gene evi5l, whose product is annotated as ecotropic viral integration site 5 like. The record is from RefSeq and is a predicted model, not a curated record. The coding region runs from base 505 to 3084 and encodes 859 amino acids. The transcript has 20 exons. Lineage: Eukaryota; Metazoa; Chordata; Actinopteri; Gadiformes; Gadidae.
GUUGAAUAUAUAUCAAAGAUCGGCUGUCUUUAUGAUUUGUCUUAGGCAAAUGAUUCAUGGCACCUUCCUCAGAGGCCUAUGCACUGGCAGGCAGUUUCACUACCUGCCCUGUGGCUUUUACGGUGUCAUUCUGGUUUGAGAAAGAGUGAUUUCUAAAGGAAAUGAUCUCCUCUUCUCCAUUGAUGCCGCACACGCACGGUGUUUCGCCAAUGGGUUCUGCCGGACGGAGCGCCGCUAUGGCAUAGUGCGGUUCGGUCUGUACGCGGACCGGGGAGGCUUCUAAGCUAUUACCUAUCCAAUAAUCUAUCAGGGCGAUUAGCUAUUUGCAGCCGGCUGACUCUGGAGACACGGGUCCCUCCAAAUCCGAGUGCAGAAAGACAAUGAAGGUGUAACGCUCCCGGGAUCCUGUUGACUGUGAGGCCCGCUCGCCGGCCAGUAAGGACCCCCGUCCCCGUCCCCGUCCGCACCCCUAGCUCCUCCAAAGGCUCCGCCCCCUCUGCCACCAUGUCGACGCCCAGUGGCAGCCCGGAGAGAGACCGCCCCUCCUCCCCCGCCGGUCUGGACCCCGACCCGCCCUCCACGGGGAGCCCCCUGCUCAGCCCGGACUCCUCUUCCCAUGAUGCAGCGCUGUCGGCGCCCGCCGUGUCCCCCGCCGACUCGGAGAGCCUGAGUCCCGACGAGCUGGAGCUGCUGGCCAAGCUGGAGGAGCAGAACAGGCUGCUGGAGGCCGACUCCAAGUCCAUGCGCUCCAUGAGCGGCUCGCGGAGGAACAGCGGCUCCUCGCUGGUGUCCAGCUCUUCGGCCUCCUCAAACCUGUCCCACCUGGAGGAGGACACCUGGAUUCUCUGGGGACGCAUCGUCAACGAGUGGGAGGAGUGGAGACGCAAGAAGGACAAGCUACUCAAGGAGCUGAUCAGAAAGGGCAUUCCCCAUCAUUUCAGGGCCAUUGUCUGGCAGUUGCUAGGCAACGCCACUGACAUGCCCGUGAAGAACCAGUACUCGGAGCUGCUGAAGAUGUCGUCGCCGUGCGAGAAGCUGAUCCGCCGGGACAUCGCCCGCACCUACCCAGAGCACGAGUUCUUCAAGGGCCAGGACAGCCUGGGCCAGGAGGUCUUGUUCAACGUCAUGAAGGCCUACUCCCUGGUGGACCGCGAAGUGGGAUACUGCCAGGGGAGUGCGUUCAUCGUGGGCCUGCUGCUCAUGCAGAUGCCAGAGGAAGAGGCGUUCUGUGUGUUUGUGCGUCUGAUGCAGGAGUAUCGCCUCAGGGAGCUGUUCAAACCCAGCAUGGCCGAGCUGGGUCUCUGCAUCUACCAGUUUGAGUAUCUGCUGCAGGAGCAGCUUCCGGAGCUCAACGUCCACUUCCGCUCCCAGAGUUUCCACACCUCCAUGUACGCCUCCUCCUGGUUCCUCACCCUCUUCCUCACCUUCCUCCCCCUGCCCAUCGCCACGCGCAUCUUUGACAUCUUCAUGUACGAGGGCCUGGAGAUCAUCUUCCGCGUGGGGAUGGCCAUCCUCCAGUACAACCAGACCGACUUGAUCCAGCUGGACAUGGAGGGCAUGUCCCAGCACUUCCAGAAGGUGAUUCCCCACCAGUUUGACAGCUGUCCAGAUAAACUAAUCCUGCGGGCCUAUCAGGUCAAAUACAAUCCCAAGAGGAUGAAAAAACUUGAGAAGGAGUACACCGCGAUCAAAAACAAGGAGAUGGAAGAACAGAUUGAGAUCAAGAGGUUACGCACAGAGAACCGACUCCUGAAGCAGAGGAUCGAGACCCUGGAGAAGGAGAGUGCUGCUCUGGCAGACAGACUCAUACAGGGUCAGGUGACGCGGGCGCAGGAGGCGGAGGAGAACUAUGUGAUCAAGCGGGAGCUGGCUGUGGUGCGGCAGCAGUGCAGCGUGGCCGGCGACAGCCUGGAGAAAGCGCAGGACACCAUCAGGGAGCUGCAGCAGCAGAAGUACACGGAGGAGUUUGUGACCGGUGUGCAGACCCAGCUGGAGCAGUCCAGACUACAGGAGGCCGAGCUGCUGGGAGCUCUGAAGGAGAUGCAGGACAAAGUUUUGGACCUGGAGAAGAGGAACAACUGUCUCCCAGAUGAGAACAACAUGGCUGCGGUGCAGGAGGAGUUGAGGCAGGCAAAGCUCAGGGAGCUGGAGACUCUGAGGACCUUCAGAGAGCUGCAGGACACUGUGACCGACCUCAACCAGCGCUGGCAGAGCCACAUGUCCCGGGGCAACGGGGGCGGGGGUGGGGGGGGGAACUGGAAGGAGUCCCCCAAGAAGAACGCCCUGAACGAGCUGCAGGACAAGCUGAUGACGGUGCGCCUGCGGGAGGCCCAGGCCCAGGCGGAGCUCAGGGAGGUCAAGCUCAAAGCCCUGCAGCUGGACAGCCAGAACCAGAUUCAUAGCAAGCUGAUUGGCCGCAAUGAGCAGGAACGCUCCGCCCUCCAGGACAGGCUCCAUAUGCUGGCCAAUCAGAACAAGGGGCUCCAGACCCAGAUGAGUGAGAUGAAGAGGAAGCAGAGUGAGGCCGACUGCAAGAACAAAGAGGAAGUGAUGGCGGUACGGUUGAGAGAGGCCGACAGCAUGGCCGCCGUAGCAGAGCUCCGACAGAGGAUCUCUGACUUAGAAAUACAGAAGGAGGAGGGGCUUAUCCAGGGCCAGCUGAACAACUCAGACUCCAGGCAGUACAUCAGUCAGCUGAGAGACCAAAUCACAGAGCUCAAGAAUGAGGUCAGGCAGCUGCGUGGACUCAAGGCCCCCUGUGGUGGCGGCGUCGGAGGCACCAACUACCACCACCACCACCACCACCUCCACCACCACCACCAGGACCUGGUGGGCCUGGCCAGCCCGGCCUCGGCCGAGGGGGACUUCCUGAGCUCGGACGACGAGCUGCUGGCCAGCCCCGUCCCGCCCAACGCCCUGUUCCCCCCGCUGCCCUCCGCCCAUGACCCCCACCCCCUGGACAGCGAGGGCAGCACCGACAGCGAGGUGGAGGAGCGGUGUUUGCGGAUCGGGACCACCGCCACGGACCCCCAGCAGCAUCUGUACGGCAACAUGAUGUGCGCCGCGGAGGCCCUGGACAACUGAGAGAGGGCCCGGGGGACGGGGGGGGGACGGGGGGACGGCAGGAGUACUUCUGGCAUGGAUUGAGAAAGAAGAGAGAAUGGCAGCAGGCCAGCUUGAGUCUCCAUUGACUGUGGAAUGUGUGGUUGGCAUUUUCCUCAACCUUCAUCCACUUUGGUUUUGACUCUGACACACACAUACACACACACACACACACACACACACACACACGACCGGUCAUUUACUGAUGGAAGGGGGGGGUUUCUUAUCAGGUGAUCAAGCAGCGAUGCAUGCUGGGAUAUGGCGCUGUCCGCAGUCUACGGUUCCCUCGCCCCCAUUGAGUGGCACGGAAAAGUGUUGAAAAGUGGCUUUCUGACGACAAUGGACCGUCAAGUUUAUGAUGCAGGGAGCGGGGGGGGCAUACCCCAAUGACAGAAGUCAAGGGCUUGUCUUCCCUGCCCUUAACCCCCCCUUCCUCCACCUCCUCUUCCUCCUAGUCGUCCUCUUCCUCCUCCUCCUGCUCCUCCAACUCCUCCUAGAGAAGCUUCUACCGCCCAGAGAGGUGGACGUAGCAUUGCCGUCCCACUCAUGCAACACCCUCCGUCACUUCAGCUCCGUCUUCUGGUCCUGCUCUCCUAAACACACACACACUCACACACACACACACACACACACACACACACACACACACACACACACACACACACACACACACACACACACACACACACACACAUAUACACACACACACGCACGCACACACA